AUGGCAGAACUCCGGCCCCCGACGGUGCUGGCAGAGCCGGAGCGAGCGGUCGCGCCCCGGAGACUCCGCUGCCGGCCCCGCCAUGGUCUCGGCUCCGCGCUGCCCGCCCGGCGCCCGGGGGCUCCUGGCGCUGCUGCUGCUGCUGCCCCUGCCCGGGGCUCGCGAGAAUUAAAUGUUUGCCAGUUUACAGCCCAGGAAACAGAUGAUGCGGAGUGGCCUGAAGGUGUCUACUACGAAGGAAAAAGGGAUGGUGGCGUGGAAGAGGUGAACCUCUCCGCGACCCUUGGACGACUGCAGCGACAGCAGAUCAAGGAGCUGUGCACAAGCUUUGCACCAAUUUUCUCAGCCACUCCAGGACGGACCGAAUGGGCAUACCACUCCAUUGACACAGGUCUGUGUGGGGCCCCGCCAACGUUCAGUCGUGCCGUCCACCAUGAUACUAGUCGCACAGAGGGCUUCCCUGUCGGCACAGAAGUGACAUACAGGUGCCGUGACGGCUUUUUUAAAAUCCCUGGACAGUCAGACACACUCGUUUGCCUUUCAAACUCUGAGUGGUCAAUCAUUGGAGAGUUUUGUGGUUCUAGCUGUGGUACCGUACCAAAGUUAAAAUCUGCUGUCUUAAGUAAGGAAGAUGAGAAGAAGAAUUUCCAUGCUAAUGGGACCACUGUGAGUUAUGUCUGUCGUCCAGGAUAUGAGGAGACCGAACUGAGACCUGUCAUUACUUGUCUUGAGAAUUUCACAUGGUCAGAAGCCCCUGAGUUCUGUAGAGGGAAAUCGUGUGGUGUUCCAAAAGGACCAGAGCAUGGCAGAGCUGUUGAUACAACAAAUUACCUGUAUGGUGCAAGAGUAAACAUCAUUUGUGAUGAAGGGUUCAGAUUACGUGGGAGGCCUUUCAUCCAAUGUAUGGUGAAGGGAGAUCAAGUUGAAUGGAGUCAACUUCCAACUUGUGAAGCCUUAGUCAUAAUUACCCAGGACAAACCCACGACUGUCCCUCCUAAAGGAACAGAAGUAGCUGGUACUUCCUCAGACAUAAUUACCCAGGACAAACCCACAACUGUCCCUCCCAAAGGAACAGAAGUAGCUGGUACUUCCUCAGAUCCUUAUCCACAUUUUGUUAUGAAGAAUUCCAUACAUUCUGUCAUAAUUACCCAGGACAAACCCACGACUGUCCCUCCCAAAGGAACAGAAGUAGCUGGUACUUCCUCAGUUGUAAUUACCCAGGACAAACCCACAACUGUCCCUCCCGAAGAAACAGAAGUAGCUGGUACUUCCUCAGGGCGUAGUAUUGAUACACUCAUCGUCAUUGUCAUUGUAAUUGUCAUCGUUGUCAGCAUCAUCGUCAGCAUGGUCGUCAACAACUGCACUGGAAUAUGUGCAGCUUUGAAUAAAAAAUGGAAAAAGAAAAAAGGUUGUUACAGUGUAAAUCCGGAUUCCCCAAAGCAUCAAAUUACCACAGAACAUGAUUUCGAUAUGAAUGAAUCAAAACGUAAUUUGAUCUUCAAAGGUUCUUAUACAAUGCUUAUCAACCUCAUAUCUGAGCACCUUCCGCUAGCGCGUUAAGCAUCGUGACUAACAUCUGUCAUGUGGUGGUUAUUCUCUCAUCCUCUCCCCGAGGGGAGAAACGAGUCCAGUGGACUGUCUUUUGUUGUAUAAAUGAUGCUGGCUGAUGGCUCUGGUUUACGCAUUAACAGACAUUGGAAGAAAAUCAUGGAAAAGUUAGGAGAUAAAUGUCCUACAUUUGUACUGAAAUUUCUGUUGUGAAAAUAGAUUCCUCUCAGGUAACUGCUGUUACUUUCACUACAACUUCUCUCCUCUGUUGAGCUGGACUUGUAUUAGGUAUCCACUGCAUUUGAGUAAAGCAGAAAGACCGGAGGUGGAUCAUUGCUCUUGCCCUUGAAAAUGGCUUCCAAAGCAAGCAAGGCAGUUAGCAGGAGCAAAAUUACUUGUUCUUCUGAAUAUGCAGCUGGUUCCUUAUUCAGCCUUUCCAUAGUGCUAAAUGUUUUCCCUUAAAGAACAUAGUCACCAUCAGAGCGUGGCAUGGUUUGGAUUGUGAGUUGUAGCUUUAACUGUGGACAGCAAGAGAGUCUCUUCAGAUCCCUACUUACAAGCUCCCAUCAUGGAGUGUGUAUUACUCUUUAAACACAAAUUUAAAGAUGCCAGACACUAGGUGGAAUGUUGUAGAUUCUUCAUAAAAACAUCCAUCCUGGGUCAGACCAAUGGUCUAUCUAGCCAGGUGCUUCAUAGGGAAUGAGCAGAACAGGGCAGUUAUCGAGUGACCCAUCAUCCCCUGUCAGCCAGUCCCAGCUUCUGGCAAUCAGAGUAAGGACACUCAGAGCAUGGGGUUGUAUCCCUGGCCAUCCUCCAUGUACUUAUCUCAUUCCUUUUUUAACCCAGAUUUAGUUUUGGCUUUCAUGUGACCUUUCUUCAAA
Molecule: messenger RNA, 2429 nt
Organism: Malaclemys terrapin pileata
Lineage: Eukaryota; Metazoa; Chordata; Testudines; Emydidae
Product: complement decay-accelerating factor-like
Exons: 17
Coding region: 1-1560 (519 amino acids)
Source: RefSeq, a predicted model, not a curated record